This is a messenger RNA of Sorex araneus (European shrew), 1815 nucleotides long. Its product is annotated as solute carrier family 23 member 1-like. Gene Ontology annotation, molecular function: transmembrane transporter activity. Lineage: Eukaryota; Metazoa; Chordata; Mammalia; Eulipotyphla; Soricidae. The coding region runs from base 1 to 1815 and encodes 604 amino acids. Gene Ontology annotation, cellular component: membrane. Gene Ontology annotation, biological process: transmembrane transport. The transcript has 12 exons. The record is from RefSeq and is a predicted model, not a curated record.
AUGGCCAAGGAGGACAAGGACAUGCCCCGCCCAGAGGAUGGCGGCGGCCGGAAGAGGGGCGGCCACGGGGGUCCCAGCAGCAGCCGCCUGGCCUAUGCCAUCCUGGAUAACCCGCCGUGGUACCUCUGCAUCCUGCUCGGGACCCAGCACUUCCUCACGGCGAUGGGGGGCCUGGUGGCCGUGCCGCUCCUCCUGGCCAAGGACCUGUGUCUGCAGCACGACCCCCUGACCCAGAGCUACCUCAUCAGCACCAUCUUUUUCGUCUCGGGCAUCUGCACUCUCCUGCAAGUGUUCUUCGGGGUCAGGCUGCCCAUCCUGCAGGGCGGGACCAUUGGCUUCGUGGCCCCCUCGCUGGCCAUGCUCUCCCUCCCCGCCUGGAAAUGCCCCGAGUGGACAUCCAACGCCAGCCUGGUCAACACCAGCUCCCCCAUCUUCAUCGAGGAAUGGCAGAAGAGGAUCCGAGAGUUGCAGGGGUCCAUCAUGGUGGCGUCCUGCGUCCAGAUACUGGUGGGUUUCUCGGGCCUCAUUGGCUUCCUGCUGCGCUUCAUCGGCCCCCUGACCAUUGCGCCCACCAUCUCCCUGGUGGCCCUGCCUCUCUUCGACUCUGCGGGCAAUGACGCUGGCCUCCACUGGGGCAUUUCUGCCUUGACCGUCUUCCUCAUCGUGCUCUUCUCGCAGUACCUGAGAAACGUCGCGGUGCCCGUGCCCGUGUACGGGCGGGGGAAGAAGUGUCACACCUCCAGGUUCUACCUGUUCCAGGUCUUCCCGGUGCUGCUGGCCCUCUGCCUCUCCUGGCUGCUCUGCUUCAUCCUCACGGUCACCCACACCCUCCCCUCGGACCCCGCUGGCUACGGGUUCCAGGCCCGCACGGACACCAAAGGCGAUGUGCUGAGUCAGGCCCCCUGGUUCCGCUUCCCCUACCCAGGACAGUGGGGGGUCCCCACCGUCAGCCUGGCCGGGGUCUUCGGGAUCAUUGCCGGGGUGAUCUCGUCCAUGGUGGAGUCAGUCGGUGACUACUACGCCUGUGCCCGGCUGGUGGGGGCCCCCCCGCCUCCCCGGCACGCCGUCAACCGCGGGAUUGGCAUCGAGGGUAUCGGCUGCCUGCUGGCCGGGGCCUGGGGCACAGGCAACGGCACCACGUCCUACAGCGAGAACGUCGGGGCGCUGGGCAUCACCAGGGUGGGGAGCAGGAUGGUGAUCGUGGCUGCGGGCUGUGUGCUGCUCAUCAUGGGAAUGUUCGGGAAGAUCGGGGCGGCCUUCGCCACCAUCCCCAGUCCUGUGAUCGGAGGCAUGUUCCUGGUCAUGUUCGGGGUCAUCACGGCCGUGGGCAUCUCCAACCUGCAGUACGCAGACAUGAACUCCUCCAGAAACCUCUUCGUCUUCGGCUUCUCCAUCUACUGUGGACUCGCCAUCCCCAACUGGGUGAACAAGCACCCCGAGAAACUCCACACAGGGAUUCUCCAGCUGGACCAGGUCAUCCAGGUGCUACUGACCACCGGCAUGUUUGUGGGGGGCUUUCUCGGCUUCGUCCUGGACAACACCAUCCCCGGAAGCCCGGAGGAGCGCGGCCUGCUGGCCUGGAGCCAGCUGCAGGAGGGCUCUGAGGAGCCCGGCCUGGCCGCCGAGGUCUACAGCUUCCCCUGCGGGAUCGGCACCAGGACCUGCACCCGCGCCUCGUGCACGCGCUGGCUCCCCUUCUGGCCCCGGGCGGGGGCGCCAGGCGGGAAGGAGGAGGUGGGGAUGAGCCGGGUGGACCUCUGCUCCCAGCUGGGCUCCGGAGAGCGCCCCCACGGCACCCGCCAGAACAAGAUGUGA